Messenger RNA from Leishmania mexicana MHOM/GT/2001/U1103, 1200 nucleotides. RefSeq lists its product as hypothetical. The transcript has a single exon. NCBI's taxonomy places the organism in Eukaryota, Euglenozoa, Kinetoplastea, Trypanosomatida, Trypanosomatidae. The record is from RefSeq and is a predicted model, not a curated record. Bases 1 to 1200 code for a protein of 399 amino acids.
AUGAAUUUAAAGAGCGCAGAGGCGGUUCCCACCAGGGGUGGCGGCACUGCGCUAUCAUCUGCGGCGGAGCACAACAUUCGAAUUCUGCGGUACGGCUCGCUAGCCAUUCUCGGCGGCUAUGUGGUGGCCACCUUUUACAAAAUUGGUCUCAUCGCCCGAAUCUUGCCGGCUGCCCUCAACCAUCCCUUGGAGUCUGCCGUGGAGGCCAUCAAGAGCCGAACGCAGCCGGUGGGCGAUGCGAAGCGCUUUGCCUUGGCCCGGGCUCACUUGACGGCAACGUACAGUCUCGCCGCGUCUGGCAUGCUUGCAUUGGCGAGUGGUGUUGCCACCUUCCGCUGCGUACCACGCGUUCCGAUUGCCAUACCUGUUGCCACAACCGUGGUGCCGACGGUACUGCUGCUCGGCAUCCGAAGGCGACUGAUGCUUUCUGCAGGUCGACUAAUAUGUUUCUUCACGUCGCUGAUGUCUGUGGGGUACGCGCUGGGGCCUAUUGGUUGGGUUGCGCAAGACACCCUCAUCGUUUUAGUGCUGCUUACUGGCUGCACCAUGACUGGCCUUUGCGUUCCGCUGUACCUCACGCGCGGCAUGAUUAGCUAUGUGGUGAGCGCUCAGGUGCUUUCAUCCGCCUUGUCCGUCGCUCUCGUCACGGCCCCGAGGCAGUCCAAGGACAACUCGCCAUUCAAGGCGCUCAAGGAGCAGGCGGGGGUGAAGAUUAUACUGAAUAGCGACAUCAACGUGCUCUUCACGAUGCAACUCAUGUCCAACGUGGGAGUUUGUGUGUUGCACACGCUACCGAGCAUUUAUCACUGCGUGACUUGGCAGGGAUGCGAGGCAGACCUGCAAGACUCGAUCGACCCGGUGAGAGAGGCGUUCGGGAUUUGCGCCGGUACCACCUACGUCAUCUACCGCUGCGUCCGUUGGGCCUGUCGCCUUCUCAUCAGGCGAGUCAUGGCAGACAGCACUAAUAACCAGCAUGGUGGGCAUGGGCAAAACACCUGGCUGGCGCUUGCCAAUCACUCGCUGGAUGUGAACCGUGCGAGCGGUGUCGUGUCGUGUGUGAUCAUGGGCCUCUGGUACGUGCGCGCCGUGUCACUGCUGCAGAGGGGCGACAUGGAAACGUUACUAAAUCAGCUGCGCUCCGUCUGCGCGCGUUUCUCGCCGAUGAGCCUGCUGCUCGGGAGCUCUGCCGUGCGCUACUGA